Messenger RNA from Folsomia candida, 2638 nucleotides. RefSeq names its product proton-coupled folate transporter. Gene Ontology annotation, biological process: transmembrane transport. The coding region runs from base 526 to 2193 and encodes 555 amino acids. Gene Ontology annotation, cellular component: membrane. The record is from RefSeq and is a predicted model, not a curated record. The transcript has 8 exons. Gene Ontology annotation, molecular function: transmembrane transporter activity. NCBI's taxonomy places the organism in Eukaryota, Metazoa, Arthropoda, Collembola, Entomobryomorpha, Isotomidae.
UUUUUUCAUUCGAGUCGAGGAUGCUGGAUUGUCAGCAUGCAUUCGUUCAAUAAAGACAUUAAACCAUUGUAUUUUUUUUGUUUGUUUUUAAUUUUUAUUUGACAUAACAUAACGCACCGUGUAGCUGCGGAUAAAACAAAUAUUUAGACUAAUUACACUUCUAGGUGAAAAGAAAUACGUGAUUCACUGUGUAAAUAAAAAUAUCGCUCUGCUCUUCCCAAGAUUACAAACUUUUAGACAUCUCCUCAGUCAGACUUCCUUCAAUGCAAGGCAAGGCAAACGGGUUUUAGAAAACUAAUAACAAGAAGUUUCUUGACAUUAAAUAAAAUCAACUGUUUCCCGUCUGCUUGGAUAAAAAAUGGAAUAAAUUACUUUACAACUUUUCAAUGGGAUCAGUUAUACGGCAGACAUGUGACUCUAACAUUCAGAUAACACUUUGCCUUAUCUAGUCAAAAUUUGCAGGUGUGUCGUGAAAGUGAGAAACAGUUGAAUUACAAAUUUUUACAGUAACUUAUUAAAUAAAAUAUGGACCACCAAGGAAAAUCGCAAUCUUUGCAAUCUCUGGAGAAAGUCGAGGACAAGAAAUCUUUCCAGGAAAAGGUUGCAGAAUGUGGAAGAUUAAUGAUCCAGGCGUCCGUCGAGCCAGCAUCGUUGCUCUUGAUGACAUCAGUCCUCAUGUCAUAUCUCACCUUCCAGAACGUCAUGGUGGAAAAUAUCUGCAGAGUUAGACUCAAACUGGACCAUGACGUCUGCAAAGAAAUCAUAAAGGCAAAUGAAACCUACAAAAAUGAUACCGAACAGAUCAACACAAUUCUCGCCGAGACGAAGAUCUACCGCAGUAUUUUAGACCAUUCCUUUCCCGUGAUCUACGUAAUUUUUAUGGGGCCAUGGAGUGACCACUAUGGACGGAAAUUGUCACUAAUCAUCCCAUUCGUGGGGUACAUCGUGCAGUCAAUAGCCUACCUAAUCUGCGCCCAAUUCUUCAUCGAUUCUGCAGACCCUUUCACCAUGAACAUUUUAACUUCCCUGCCAAGAAGUGUUACUGGGGGCGAACCUGCCUACGCCAUGGCCGCCUAUGCGUAUAUCAGCGACAUUACGACGCAUAAAAGUCGAACGAUUCGAAGCGGUCUGCUCAGUGCCGCCUACACCAUCGGAGUCCCUUGCGGCUUCUCUCUGGGAGGACUUCUGGCCGACGAGAAUGUCUCCAACACCGCCAGUUUCGCCAUCUCGAUCGCAUUCGUCACCACGGGACUGCUGAUCCUUCUCUUCAGGGCUGACAAUUUGACAAAGGCUGACCGGUUAGCGCUGGAGAGGGUGGAGAAAGGUGAUCGGGAUGACGACACCGGUGGAAAAAACGCGGAGGAGGAAGACAUCUUGGGGCCGAAUCCUACGUGGAGAGAUGUACUGAAUCCGAAAAACACUUUAUUCAAGGUGGUCUCACUACCAUUUCGAAAACGCGAGAAUUCUGGAAGGAUAAAAUUUAUCCUCUUGCUGGUCGCCUUCCUUUGCGCGGCAGCUCCGAUUCAUGGCGAGUUUGGCGUUAUUUUCAUGUACGUGUCGAGCAAGCUGAGCUGGGAUGCGAGCAGAUAUGGGUACUUUUCCAGUGUGAACACGCUCAUCGGCGUGGCAGGUGUCGUUUUGUCCAUGGGACUAUUUUCUAAAUGGAUGAAGUUGUCGGAUCCCUUGGUCGGCUUUAUUGCAGGCAUUAGUCAAAUGGCUGGGAGUCUUGUGUACGCUUUUAUCUGCACUGGCUGUGGAUACAUGAUUUAUCUUGCUUCCACAAUCGAUAUGAUGAAUGGAACAAUGAUCGUCAUUUCGAGAAGCAUGUUGUCAAAAAUUGUCGAUGACAAUGAAAUUGGAAAACUCUUCUCGCUAAUUGCAAUACUAGAGACGCUUACACCACUCGCAAUGGACCCCACGUAUUCCAAGUUGUUCCAUUUCACGCUGAAAAACGGGUAUUUUCUGGGGGCGUUCUUCCUCCUCUCGGCGGCACUGACCGUUCCGCCGCAAAUUAUAUACUUGUGGUUCAUUAUUAAAAAUCGCACCUCUAAAAAGAAUCCAAUCGAGGAAAAUUGUGACCAGCCCUCAUUGCCACCCAACGUGCAAACUUCGAGUGGUGCGGAACCGACCAAGAAAAAAAAUGGAAUUAUUUCUGACGGUGGUCACACCAAUCUUGGAUUCCACACUGAUUAAUAACUUGCUAGUAUCAAUCAACUAUCUGGCCAAAUUAAGUAUGCAUGCAAAAUUUUAGCAAAACUGCCAUCAUUUUUUUCUAAUGAACUAUUUUUACACGUCGACAUUUUACUAGUUGCUAAAUAGAAGAUAUUGUGAUAUUUCAACCUAUUUUAUACUGAUCUGAUCAAUUUUGGAGAAUAAUUGUGCUCCAAAAAAACGAAAACAUAAUGGACUGAUAACAAUCAUUAUUCGUACAUGAGUACUUUAAACCUUGUUUUUAUUUAAUAAUUAACGUUAUUUUAACACAACCAACAAACAAUUAACUAAUAUACCUCAUCCUGACUGACACGAAAUUUUGUCGGUUGUCGAGAAUUUUAGAUUAGAAGACGAAAAGUAAUGAAUUAUCAACUAUGAAAGUGAUGGAAAUAAAUACGUUUCAUACUUAUCAUGAACUUGCCCAUAA